CUAGCGGUUACGCCCAUACGCCCCCUUAACGGCAUAUGCUUAUGCUUACACUUUGACUUAUGCUCACGUUGUUCCUUUUCAAACAACAUUUUAUAAUUCCUAAAAAAUAUACCGACCAAAACAUGCCGGAGGUCGACGACAGCAAAAUUUUGAAAAUAGGGGACGUGCUGAACAACCCAGACAGGCCCCUGAAAGAGCGGUUUCGAGCUUUGUUCACUUUGAAAAACAUCGGCGGUGCCACUGCCAUUGACUGCAUCAAGAAGGCCUUUGACGACCCUUCGGCUCUCUUGAAGCACGAACUCGCCUACUGCCUCGGACAAAUGCAGGACCACUUAGCCAUUCCAAUUUUAAAGGACGUUCUCAGGGAUAAAAAUGAACAUCCAAUGGUCCGACACGAAGCUGCUGAAGGUCUGGGUGCGAUUGGAAAGGAUCACGUCCUUCCUCUUUUGAAAGAGUUUGCCAACGACGAGGCCGUGCCAGUAGCUGAAACCUGUCAGCUGGCCAUCAGAAGGAUAGAAUGGGUCAGAAGUGGCAACGAAGGAGGAAAAGAUGAUUUUUUUGGUUCGGUCGACCCAACACCAGCGUCCGAGGAACGAAACCUGUGCAGCUUGCGAGAGAAACUUUUAAGUGAAUCGACCGACUUGUACGAAAGAUACAGAGCACUUUUUGCCUUGAGAAACAUCAACUCUAAAGAAUCAACCAAAAUUUUGAGUGAAGGACUUAAGUACGGAGGGGCGCUGUUCAGGCACGAGCUGGCCUUUGUGCUGGGACAAAUUCAGGAACCAAUUGCCGUUGAUGCUUUGAUACAGGGGCUGGAGGACAAGUCGCAGGAUGAAAUGGUCAGGCACGAGUGUGCAGAAGCUCUAGGGGCGAUUGCCACCGAGAAAGCAAUGAAAGUCCUUGAAGGGUUCCUUGAAGAUGAAAUUAGAGUUGUCCGAGAAAGUUGCGAGAUUGCCUUGGACAUGUGUGAAUAUGAAAACAGCACCGAGCUUCAGUAUGCAAACACAUUGGAACUUGUUGAUUCUUAAUGUAAUUCUAAAGAUGCAAAUUAAAUAAAUGAUGCAAAUGUAA
This is a messenger RNA of Neocloeon triangulifer, 1071 nucleotides long. It is a transcript of the gene nero, whose product is annotated as deoxyhypusine hydroxylase. Gene Ontology annotation, biological process: peptidyl-hypusine biosynthetic process. Bases 60 to 1028 code for a protein of 322 amino acids. The transcript has 4 exons. The record is from RefSeq and is a predicted model, not a curated record. Gene Ontology annotation, molecular function: deoxyhypusine monooxygenase activity. NCBI's taxonomy places the organism in Eukaryota, Metazoa, Arthropoda, Insecta, Ephemeroptera, Baetidae.